Molecule: messenger RNA, 744 nt
Organism: Eimeria mitis
Lineage: Eukaryota; Apicomplexa; Conoidasida; Eucoccidiorida; Eimeriidae
Exons: 2
Coding region: 1-744 (247 amino acids)
Source: RefSeq, a predicted model, not a curated record
AUGAACGGAAACAUCAGCAGCAGCAGCAGCAACAAGAACAACCACAGAAAAAAACAAAAGCAACAGCAGCAACACCACCACCACCACCAUCAUCAGCAGCAGCAACAGCAACAGCAGCAGCAGCAGCAGCAGCAGCAGCAGCAUACGCUGGAAGCUAAUAUGUGUGUGGUUUCUGGCGGUAGUGUUGGGGGCCCCCGACGCAGGCGGAGAGGGGGGGGCCCCCCUCGCCGUUUGGUACCCAAAAGCUAUGUUAAAGGGAAACACACCAAAAGACACAGAUACACCCUGCAGCAGCAGCAGCAGCAGCAGCAACAGCAGCAGCAGCAGCAGCAGAAGCAGAAGCAGAAGCAAGGGCAGCAGCAGCAGCAGCAAGGGGAACAGCAGCAGAAGCAAAAGGAAAAGCAGCACAGAGAGAAAACGCAUAUAGCUACAGCAGAAUACGCAUGCACGCAGCAGCAGCAGCAGCAACCCCCCAUCCCCUUAAAACUGCAGCCCCAAAACUUGCAGCAGCAGCAGCAGGAACAGCAUGAACAGCAGCAGCACCAGGACCACCACCACCACCAGCAGCAGCAACAGCAGCAGCAACACCAGCAGCAGCAACGGCAACAGCAGCAACAGCAGCAGCAGCAGCAGCAGCAGCAGCAGCAGCAGCAGCAGCAGCAACAGCAACAGCAACACCAGCAGCAGCAACAGCAACAGCAGCAGCAGCAGCAGCAAGACAUACAAGGUGGCCGCAGCGUGUAA